UUGACAUCAAAAGAGUCAUACCAUUUAGAAAUUCGCUCUUUGUUACUUUGUUCUCCACCCAUUUCAUUUCUCUCACUGUGACCUACCAUGGAAGGAGCGACAUCAGCCGUCGAUCAGAUCCAGCCUCCAACUUUUGGAAACUUGGUAACUGUUCUUAGCAUCGAUGGCGGAGGAAUUAGAGGAAUCAUCCCCGCUGUUUUGCUUGAGUUCCUAGAGUCACAGCUUCAGGCUCUCGAUGGUGAGAAUGCGCGAAUCGCAGACUACUUUGAUGUGAUCGCAGGAACAAGCACAGGCGGUCUGGUGACAGCCAUGUUAACUGCACCCAAUGAAAAGAAUCGCCCCAUCUUCGCAGCCAAAGACAUCAAGGACUUUUACAUUGAGCACAGCCCCAAAAUCUUCCCACAAUCCAGUGGCCUAUUGGGUUCAGCUAAGAAGACAUUGAAAGCAGUAUUGGGACCCAGAUACAAUGGCAAGUAUCUUCAUAAUAUUAUCAGGCAAACAUUAGGAGAAACGCGUUUGCACCAGACAUUAACUAAUGCUGUUAUUCCGACAUUUGAUAUCAAGCUGCUUCAGCCCACCAUCUUCUCCACUUAUGAGUUAAAAUCCAACCCUUCUUUGGAUGCUCUACUCUCAGACAUAUGCAUCGCUACAUCUGCAGCUCCAACUUACCUUCCUGCGUAUUACUUCGAAAACAAAGACUCUCAAGAGAAUGUUAGGGAAUUCAAUCUCAUCGAUGGUGGUGUGGCUGCUAACAAUCCGACAUUGGUUGCACUAAGUGAAGUGACCAGGGAGAUUUUCGCUGGUAACCCAGAUUUCUUCCCAACGAAACCGAUGGAUUAUGGUAAAUUUUUGGUGAUCUCAUUAGGGACCGGUUCACAUAAGAAGGAACUGAAGUACGACGCAAAGGCUGCAGGAAAGUGGGGAAUUUUGGGUUGGCUGGUUAACGGCGGUUCCACUCCAUUAGUGGAUGUGUUUACUCAAGCCAGCGUGGAUAUGGUUGACAUCCACAUUUCUGUAGUUUUUCAAGCCCUUCAUUCAGAAAGUAAAUACUUAAGAAUUGAGGAUGACAAAUUAACUGGAAAUGUAUCAUCGGUCGACAUUGCUACGAAGAAAAAUUUAGAAGAUCUUGUGAAGACAGGCGAAGCAUUGUUGAAGAAACCAGUUUCCAGGGUGAAUUUGGAGACUGGAAUCUUUCAAAGCUUGGGAAACGAAGGGAGCAACGAAGAAGCUCUCACAAGGUUUGCUAAACUACUCUCUGAAGAACGGAAGCUUCGUGAAUCCCAAUCUCCAAACCCCAAAUCUUCCACAUCCAAUUGAUAUUAUAUUAGCCAAACGCGGAGGUUUCACCUUCCUCAUGCUAGAUUAGUAAAGAGCGGGGAAUCCAGUUGGUCUCAAUGUAUCAAUACCAUAUUUUUACAUGUAAAGACAUUAUUUGUAUAUGUUUGAUUUGUGUGUAGAUUAUAAAUGGUUGUAAAUUUGACAGAAUUCAAUGAUAUGUAUUAUUCUUGAUUGGAUUUUA
This is a messenger RNA of Magnolia sinica, 1519 nucleotides long. Its product is annotated as patatin-like protein 2. Lineage: Eukaryota; Viridiplantae; Streptophyta; Magnoliopsida; Magnoliales; Magnoliaceae. Bases 88 to 1317 code for a protein of 409 amino acids. The record is from RefSeq and is a predicted model, not a curated record. Gene Ontology annotation, biological process: lipid metabolic process. Gene Ontology annotation, molecular function: monoacylglycerol lipase activity; glycerophospholipase activity. The transcript has 7 exons.